Messenger RNA from Rhopilema esculentum, 1645 nucleotides. Lineage: Eukaryota; Metazoa; Cnidaria; Scyphozoa; Rhizostomeae; Rhizostomatidae. The record is from RefSeq and is a predicted model, not a curated record.
GGUAUGCAUAUUGUUUCAAAAAAAAGAAUAUGCAUAUGAUAAAGUUUUAUCUGCAUAAUUCCAACAUCUCAGACUUAGGCAAACUUGACACUUGCUGCAAUAUAUCUUGGAAUAUCUAUUAGCACAAUGACAGCAACAUCCAUGUUUCUUCUUUGAUUUCUGAGGCCAGUGAGCAAUUACAUCAAACAGUGUAUCACUGCAAGGCACAGGUGUAAUAGGAGUUCACAAGUUUUUUCUUAUUAUAUAAGUUGUUUCCUCUAAGUAUCUUUUGUUAAGUCUGCUUGGUGUGGAGGGUCUUGUUUGCUAGACAUGCUUUAUCUGCUGUGCUGAGUGCUUCUGAAAUGGCUUUUAUAAAACAUAACAAAGGAAAUUCUCUCCUUCUUUAGAGUGCCUAUGUUUUUCACAUGUCUAAUUCAUUUUGUACCAUUAGGAUUUAGGCCCAGGUUAAACGUCGUGCUUCUCAUGCGCCGAACCUAAUUGCUGAAUUAAGUACAUGAGAAGCUCGACGUUUAACUUAAUUAAGUUCGACAGAAUCGAUUAAGUUCGACAGAACGUCUCUGGCUCGACUUGUUCUGCUGUGCCGCACGGCAGUAGCACGACACCAAGUUAAACGUCGUGCUUCUCAUGUGCCGAACCUAACGCAUAAAUUAUUUUUAAUUAUUUUGAACGUUAAAACGAGGUUAGGCAUGCGCAGAUGAGAUAGGAAAAAGGCGCCAACGACAAACUUACACCAUUCCGACGAGUCAUCGUUCACUUCACUUUCACUCGUGUUCUUGAAAAUUUAGAAGUUUAUUCAAUUCAUAUUCAGUAUAACGAUCAUGGCAUCAAAUUCACGAAACAUAGACAAUUGCAAAUCAUGUAUGAAGCAGACUAAAUAUAUCUGCAUAACUUGCGGGGUACCAGUCUGUACAGUUUGUUGUUUGGAGGAGUUAGAUGAAGAAACCCAAGGCUGGAUUCCAUGCCGGAGUGUAGGCUACUGUUCUGUUUGUAAGGUGCAACAGUUUGAGUCAUCAAAAGUUGAAUUGAUAUCACCAUCAAGUCCUAACAGUAACAAAGAAGAUGAGGAAGCAGAUUUUGAAAGUGGGAAUGAGAGUAAUGCUGAUGGGCCACCAUUAAAAAAAAGAAAGAAAGAAAAGAAAUCUGGCAGAAAGACAAGUUGGCCUGACACUUUACUUGCUGACUUUAUUGAUAUCAUUGUAUCCAAUGAAUAUUUCAAGAAAAAACUAAUUUUCCAGAAUGUCAAAAAUAAAAAAAAUUGUGAAAUAUAUGGGAACAUUUUAAAAGAACUUAAAAAGCGUGUUCAUGCUAGAAAUGAGAAUUGCAACUACACUGUAAUCCAGCUCCGUAAUAAAUUUAAGAAGGUAGUUGGGGAGUGCAAGAAAGCAGCACUUGUAAUGAAAACUGCAAGUGGAAUAAAGAGAUUCCAAGAAGAAAAGAAUUACGGAGUUUGGUUCAAUCAGCUGCUAGAGCUGGUGAAAACAAGAGAAAGCUGCCAGCCGGAACAAGCCAUCGAACCAAGUGAGCGAUCUUUUGAUUCCACAAGUGAGUGUGUUGCUCCAGCUGAAUCAACACCAGAAUUUUUCAUCCCAGUCAUGAAGGCACCAAAAAGAGUCUGGGCCUUAUGAAAAACAUUGCUGGAAAAGAC